AUGAUCAGAGAGUAUAAAAACGUUCUUGUCCUGGAUUUGUAUAAGGAUUUUCACUCAUUUAACCGAAAUACAUGCAAAGAAGAUCAAUGGCUCGGAUUAUCUCUGGUUACUGUAUAUUAUGGCGGAAAAAAAACAAGUCUGUCUGCAUUUAUUCAAACGAUAAUUUGCAAAUAUGGCGAAGAGUCAUUAAUGGCUUUUGACGAUGUUACUGAGGAUGCUGUUAUUGUUCCUAUUCUAUCUGGGAUCUUUGGUAAAAAGUCGAUUAUUGGAAGCCGAUAUUCUGCAAAGAUUUUGUCAACACCACCACUAUCAUUCGAUAUCUUGGAGCAAUCUCCGUUCAAACUUCGUAUUUUGAUAUCAGAUAUUGGUGGAGUUGCGCGACUACUCAU
Messenger RNA from Funneliformis geosporum, 389 nucleotides. Lineage: Eukaryota; Fungi; Glomeromycota; Glomeromycetes; Glomerales; Glomeraceae. The record is from the annotation of a GenBank genome assembly.